Sporothrix brasiliensis 5110 is the source of this 1911-nucleotide messenger RNA. RefSeq lists its product as uncharacterized. Gene Ontology annotation, molecular function: ubiquitin binding; phosphatidylinositol binding. The coding region runs from base 1 to 1911 and encodes 636 amino acids. The transcript has 5 exons. The record is from RefSeq and is a predicted model, not a curated record. NCBI's taxonomy places the organism in Eukaryota, Fungi, Ascomycota, Sordariomycetes, Ophiostomatales, Ophiostomataceae.
AUGAAGGGAUUCCGACAGAAGCUCAACCGCAACAGGAAGUCGACCUUUGACGUCGACACCGUAGCGCCUCAACGAACCGACUCGGUUACCACGGCCGGCUCCGGGAAUGGCGCAAACAGCGGCACUGGCGACAAUGUGGACCAUGAGUCGCCCGAGGCGGCGGCGCAACGGCUUGUGCGGACAUUUUGUAUGAGCGAAGUCGACGAAGCUGGCGCAGAAGUUGCUCUCCUACCCAGUAUCGUCGAAGCCGCCGAGUCCUCGCCCCAGGCCGCCACCGAAUGCGCACGCUACAUUCGCAAGUUCCUUCACCGCGACUACUGGUCAAGACCCAACUUUGUCUACAACGCCAUCAUGCUUAUGCGCAUUCUUGUCGAGAAUCCGGGUAUGACCUUCACGCGGAACAUGGACAAGAAGUUUGUCGACACCGUGCGCGACCUGCUGCGCGGCUGCCAGCACGCCCACAUCGUGCACUUCUUGAUCGAGACCCUCCAGGACUUUGAGAGCAAGGGUGCGGUCGACGAGGGCAUCGGCCGCCUCGUGGAGAUGUGGCAGAAGGAGAAGGCGAAGAGCAAGUCGGCAUAUUCGAACCAACCUCCGCGACAAGCCCAAGGAGGCCAGGGCGGCCUCUGGCACCGCCCACAGCAACAGAUGUGGCCUCAACAGAGCCAAAAUUACCCUGGCCAGGGCAACUUCAACUACGGCCAGGGCGGAUAUGUCAACCAGGGCGGCUUUGUUGGGCCGGGACAUGACUCUCACAACUCCAGGCGUGGACCAUAUGAGCGCGGCCAUACUAGUGCCGCCACUCUUCCCAAACCGCGUGAGUUGCGGAAGCGACUGGAUGAGGCGAAGACAACGGCCAGCGUCCUGGCUGACGUUGUCAACACGACGACACAGGACGGUCUCCUCAGACACGAUCUGGCAGAUGACCUUUCGGCGCGCUGUCGCCGUGCUACGAACCAGGUGCUCGAGUACAUGAACACCCACGACCCGAUCCCAGACAACUACGAGAUGGCGGCGCUGCUGUCUACGCACGAAGUUCUCGAGCAGACGCUCCACCACUACCACCGUGCGGUGCUCGAGGCCCGCAAGAGUCUUGGUGUGGGCGAAUCGCGCCGGACGUCGGACGGCAAUGAGGCCUUUGAGAUGACGCCAGCCGGAAAGGGCAAGGCCAACGCUCCCCAGUCGCCGGUGGCCGGGGCUCCCAGCGGAACAAACGGCAGCCGCAGCCGCAGUGAGAGCCACAGCAAUGGCCUCGAGAGCCCAAGGAGCGGCGACGAGACCUUUGACCGGAACGAGGACGACGACAUGAUUGCCGCAGCCAUCGCCGCUAGCACAGCACCCGGUGCCAAUGCCCGCGGUGGACGUGGCGGCUACCAGCAGGGCGAAGGGUCGUCUGCGGCUGGACCGGCGAACGAAACAGAGAACCCAUUCGCAGACAACCUCCCCGAGUCGUCCCGUUCGUCGUCGCGCGUCCGGCCCGUUUUUGGUGCCGGUGGUGGCGCAUCCUCUUCUGCUGCUGCUGGUGCUGCCGGUGCUGCCAGUGCUGCCGGUGCUGCCGGUGCUGCCGGUGCUGCUGGUGGCAGCGGAAGUGGGACGGUCGCGUACGUGGACAGCGAAAACGAGAGCGACGAGGAGUAUUUGCGCGUCCAGCGACGCAACAAGGCCCUUGCCGAUGUUGGAAGCUCGUCUUCGUCGACGGCGGCUGCUGCAGCUGCUGGUGGUGCAUCGUCGUCUACGUCUGCCCCGCCGGUCCCGCCCGCAUCUAGUAAGCCUGGCCCGGCGUCGCCCCGUAUUCGCACCCCGAGCCCACCCACCGAGUUUGAUGCUGGCGUUGGUGGCAGCUCGUCCUCGGCUGGCCCGGUUGUUGACUCAGAGGCAGGGGGGAGCGGAGGACCUGUCUUCCGCUACUAG